Messenger RNA from Enhydra lutris kenyoni (northern sea otter), 1442 nucleotides. RefSeq names its product C1q and TNF related 5. Gene Ontology annotation, molecular function: protein binding. The coding region runs from base 71 to 1069 and encodes 332 amino acids. The record is from RefSeq and is a predicted model, not a curated record. Lineage: Eukaryota; Metazoa; Chordata; Mammalia; Carnivora; Mustelidae. The transcript has 3 exons.
GCCCUGACCCCAGGCCGGGCCCCUGCCCCUCUGCCCGCCUGUCCACCUCUGCCGAUCAGGCUGGGCAGGCAUGGGACAAAGGAAGGAGGACCAGCCUUGGACUCUGGUCAACCUCUCUGGAGCCUCCCAGGGAAGGCAAGAGGAGUCGUCGGCAGGGCUAAUGGAAGCUUCUCUGUCCUGUUCCUUGCCCCCAGCUCCACACGGUGCCAUUAACUGUGAGGACCGCCUCGCACCCAAACCUCUGACCCCGAUUUCCAAUCUCCUGCCUUGCCCUCUCUGGAGACGUCCUUUUUCAGACUUUGAGGACCCCGGCGGCCGGAGUCCCCGUGCCAGCGCCAUGAGGCCGCUCGUCGCCCUGCUGCUCCUGGGCCUGGCGGCCGGCUCGCCCCCGCUGGACGACAACAAGAUCCCCAGCCUGUGCCCGGGGCACCCCGGCCUUCCCGGCACGCCGGGCCACCACGGCAGCCAGGGCCUGCCCGGCCGCGACGGCCGCGACGGCCGCGACGGCGCGCCCGGGGCUCCGGGAGAGAAAGGCGAGGGCGGGAGUCCGGGACUGCCGGGGCCCCGAGGGGAGCCCGGGCCGCGAGGAGAGGCGGGACCCGUGGGAGCCACCGGGCCUGCGGGCGAGUGCUCUGUGCCUCCGCGCUCCGCCUUCAGCGCCAAGCGCUCCGAGAGCCGGGUGCCUCCGCCGUCGGACGCGCCCCUACCCUUCGACCGCGUUCUGGUGAACGAGCAGGGACAUUACGACGCCACCACCGGCAAGUUCACCUGCCAGGUGCCCGGGGUCUACUACUUCGCGGUCCACGCCACUGUCUACCGGGCUAGCCUGCAGUUCGAUCUGGUCAAGAAUGGCGAGUCCAUCGCCUCUUUCUUCCAGUUUUUUGGGGGGUGGCCCAAACCAGCCUCGCUCUCCGGGGGCGCCAUGGUAAGGCUGGAGCCAGAGGACCAGGUGUGGGUGCAGGUGGGUGUGGGUGAUUACAUUGGCAUCUAUGCCAGCAUCAAGACAGACAGCACCUUCUCGGGGUUUCUGGUGUAUUCUGACUGGCACAACUCCCCUGUCUUUGCUUGACACCCACUGGAAAGUGAGCUCAAGCUCUCUCACUCCUGGCAAGGAGGGUAUGACACCGACAGGCACAUCAUCUGGGAGGGCUGGCCCCCCCCCUUGGGAUGUUGUGAAGGACUCCGUCCUGCUGCUGGCAGAGAACGGGGACAGAGGCCCUCUGAGAUCAGGGCUGGCAGUGUGGUGCAUUGGCUGGAUUUCUGCCCAAAACCAAAGGAGCGCUCUGUGCUGGCAGGUGUGGGUCCCCCAGUUGCUCUGGCCCAGGACCCCAGAGGUGGGGUGCCCUCUUCCUGGUGCGCUGCUUCUCUGGGUUCUCCCUUUUCCCUCCUAUGCCUGGGCCCUUUUCACAGAGAUUAUUCAAUAAAUCAAAUAAAACAAAACA